Messenger RNA from Ictalurus punctatus (channel catfish), 1706 nucleotides. RefSeq names its product solute carrier family 35 member B4 (gene slc35b4). Gene Ontology annotation, molecular function: UDP-xylose transmembrane transporter activity; UDP-N-acetylglucosamine transmembrane transporter activity. Gene Ontology annotation, biological process: transmembrane transport. The transcript is spliced from 10 exons. NCBI's taxonomy places the organism in Eukaryota, Metazoa, Chordata, Actinopteri, Siluriformes, Ictaluridae. Gene Ontology annotation, cellular component: endoplasmic reticulum membrane; Golgi membrane. Bases 170 to 1165 code for a protein of 331 amino acids. The record is from RefSeq and is a predicted model, not a curated record.
AAUACCCUAAAAGUGAACCUAAAAUGGAAUGUAUUCUUUGAACGCGUUUGCCUUCAUUGACGAGAUUACACAGUCGUUUAUGACAACAUGUCAACCCGGGGAUUAGUGUAGUUUUUGUAUUGUCAUUCUUUAUUUCUUGUCUAAAAUUUGUUUUUUAACCUGUGUGAAAAUGAAGACGGUUUUUGCAGUGUUUUUGGUGUUUGUCGGCUGCUGUAGCAAUGUUGUGUUCCUGGAAGUUUUGGUGAGAGAUUUCCCAGGAUGCGGAAACAUUGUGACAUUUGCCCAGUUUGUUUUUAUUGCCUUGGAGGGGUUCAUCUUCGAGACACAUUUUGGACGCAAGAAACCAGCUAUACCAAUCAGAAACUACCUGAUAAUGGUAACCAUGUUCUUCACUGUAAGUGUUAUAAACAACUACGCCCUCAACUUCAAAAUCGCAAUGCCACUACACAUGAUCUUCAGAUCUGGCUCUUUAAUAGCAAACAUGAUACUGGGUAUCAUCAUAUUGAAAAAAAGGUAUUCAUCAAGUAAAUACCUCUCCAUAUUAUUGGUAUCAGUAGGCAUCUUUAUCUGUACCAUCAUGUCUGCCAAACAAGUGAGUGCUGAAAAGGCUGCUACAGAAAAGGAAGGAGUGUAUGCUUUCUUGUACUGGCUUAUAGGUAUUGCCAUGCUGACAUUUGCCCUAAUAAUGUCUGCUUUAAUGGGCAUUUUCCAAGAGACCUUGUACAAGCAGUAUGGCAAGCACUCGAAGGAGGCUCUCUUCUAUAAUCAUUGCCUGCCAUUGCCAGGGUUUCUGCUGCUCUCAACUGACAUCUAUAACCACGCUGUACUCUUCAGUCAAACCACUCCAGUGGAAAUCCCUGUGAUUCAUGAAACUGUACCAGUUAUGUGGUUGCAUUUAGCGAUGAAUGUCAUCACCCAAUACGUAUGCAUUCGGGGUGUGUUCAUCCUAACCACAGAGUGUACCUCCCUUACUGUUACACUAGUUGUGACGCUGCGUAAAUUCCUGAGCCUCAUCAUCUCUAUAAUAUACUUCCGGAACCCAUUCACAGAGUGGCACUGGGUUGGCACAGCGGUGGUGUUCCUGGGCACACUGCUCUACACUGAGGUGUGGUCCAGCAUCCGCAUAGCACUAAAAGGAGAGAAACCAGGCAAGAAGGCAGAAUAAACAUGAUGAACACAAGAUCAUACCUCUGUGUGUGUGUGUGUGUGUGUGUGUGUGUGUGUGUGUGUGUGUGUGUGUGUGUGUGUGUGUAGACAUGAACACAUGCCUAUGGACAUUUUUGCAUAGCAGACUCCACUGCCAUGCAAGUUGUUUCUACUUCUCAGAGGCUGUAUUUUAGGGUUAAAAACAAAAGGUAAAUGUCGUUCCCAGAUAUACUCCAUUAUCAAUAUUCUUAUAGGAAAUAUACAGUAAUAAGUCUGUAGUAUAGUAGUACACUUUCAGCAUUCUUGACAUGAGCCUAAGGAUGGCAUAAUGAAUUGCAUUCAUUGUGCAUAGGAAAAUAGCUGACCAUGUAUUUUGGACAGUUUGAAGAUUAAAACUUUAGAACAUUUAGAAAUGUGUAAUAUAGAUUUUAGUUGGCGGAUAUGUACUGUAUACCUUUUUGUUACUAUGUCUCAGGAUUUUAUUGUUUCCUCGGUUAAAGCAUUGCCUCACAGCCCUUUCUCUGUUACAGUAAUAAAAUUAGGCUGUGUUUACGAAUCCA